AUGGGUCAUCCAGCACAUAGUAAGGACUGCCCUGCCGGCUACUAUGCUGUUGGUACAAAGGGACAAACUGCGUGGGUCAACUCGUGCGCGCUGGACCUGGCAGCAAAGGUCAGUGGUCUCCCGUACCCGGUUGCUUAUCUAGUAUCAAUGCUGGGAGAAGCUUUGCGAGCUUUCGGACAUGCAAUUAACAGCGAAACUCAACUGGCGGUGAUUCGUCAGCACACCUCACACGCAGAUGCAAAACUUCGAGAGCUGUGCACAGGGUGGGUCGCGACGGCUGAUGGAUAA
Molecule: messenger RNA, 288 nt
Organism: Peronospora matthiolae
Lineage: Eukaryota; Oomycota; Peronosporomycetes; Peronosporales; Peronosporaceae
Source: the annotation of a GenBank genome assembly